Penicillium argentinense is the source of this 1035-nucleotide messenger RNA. Its product is annotated as alpha/beta hydrolase. Gene Ontology annotation, molecular function: hydrolase activity. Lineage: Eukaryota; Fungi; Ascomycota; Eurotiomycetes; Eurotiales; Aspergillaceae. The transcript has a single exon. The coding region runs from base 1 to 1035 and encodes 344 amino acids. The record is from RefSeq and is a predicted model, not a curated record.
AUGGAUACGGCGAUAGCAAUCAUUGUCGCACUCGCUAUGGCGAUGUGCGCUUUCGCCCAGAAUAUUUCGUAUGGUGCCGAUAAUUUCUAUCGAAGCAACAACGUGACGAUUCAGCCAAUCAGCUUCCCAACUCAUUACCAAACGACUGUCGGAGGCAAUCUCUUCUAUCCCAAGACACUGAACGGCAGCACCAGCUGGCCGGCUGUAAUCGUCGGUCACCCGAUGGGUGCCGUGAAGGAGCAGAGCGCCAACCUCUACGCAACCAAAUUGGCCGAACAGGGAUUUGUCACGGUCUCCAUCGAUGUUCCAUUUUGGGGCGCCAGCGAAGGGGAGCCACGCAAUGCGGUCUUACCUGAUCUCUACGCAGAGGCAUUCAGUGCGGCAGUCGAUUAUCUCGGUACCCAGAGCAUCCUCCAAGUCGACCGCGAACGCAUCGGCGGUCUGGGUAUUUGUGGUAGCGGCUCUUUUGUGAUUAGCGCUGCGAAGUUAGACCCACGUCUCAAAGCCAUCGCCACAUCCAGUAUGUACGAUAUGGGCACACUCGCUCGUCAGGGCCUUCGGAACUCGCAAAAUAUCGAUCAACUCAAGGAAGCGAUUGCCGAAGCAGCCCAGGAACGCUGGAACGAGUUAGACGGUGGCGAGGUCCAGUACACCAGUGGUACUCUGGAUCACCUCACGGCAAAUGCCACCUCGGUCGAACGAGAGUUUUACGACUAUUACCGCACCAGGCGUGGCGAGUUCACACCUGUCGGAUCUGCACCGAACCUCACCACUCACCCCACGCUCUCCACAUUCACUAAGUUCGUCAAUUUUUACCCAUUCAAUGAUAUCGAGACCAUCUCGCCCCGUCCGAUGCUGUUUAUCUCGGGCGACCAGGCGCAUUCUCGUGAGUUUAGCGAAGACGCCUAUUCGCGUGCUAGUGAGCCGAAGGAGCUUCUCUGGGUACCAGGCGCCGGGCACGUCGAUCUCUACGAUCGCACUGAGCUUAUCCCAUUUAAAAGACUCACAGAAUUUUUCGAAGCGGGUCUUGCUUGA